AUGGCAGGGAUCGGCGGGCAGAGCCGCUCGGGCACAGCUAGGGACUUGGGGACGCCCGAGAUCACUCCGUUGCCGCUGCAGCGGUUUCCACGUCUGGAACACGCCAUGCUGAGCCGGCGCCGCGUCUUUGCGGUAGAGCGACUUGGCGGCCGGGAUGGGGCCUUUGAGGACCUGGCCCAAGGCUGUGUGGUGCCGGGAGCCACUUGCACCUACAGACGGAUACCAGACACCACUCAUGAGUGUUCACUGGACUUCAGGGAGGGGCGGAAUGAGCUGAGAGGUCUGGAGAGGCAGAUGCCACUUCUGAAACUGGCUUCCCAGGACUCAGGCAUGGAGAUGGUAGUCGGGGACAGCUCCUUGGCUACCUUAUCAGGACUUUCUCAAGAUUCUCUGAACCUUGAGCCCACGGGGAGCCCUGAGCUGCCUCCUGCCCGGCUAGACCGGCUGCUGGCCAGACAGAAGCUGGAGCAGGCGCUGGAGAGAUCUCAAGAGUUUCCCAGCUUGUCAGGGAGGCGUGGCUCCCUGCAGCUGCUGAACAAGCCUGUAGGUGGAGUGCCCAUCUUUGGAGGAGAACAGGAGUCCACAGAGGCAGACACUGAGCUAGAGGCUGGUCUGGAAGAAGCAAAGGAGGUUGGUAAUAUGGAGGAGUCUGGGGCCUGUACCUGCCCUCCAGGUCAGGGCUUGCGCUACCUGGAACACCUGUGCCUUGUACUGGAGCAGAUGGCGAGGCUCCAGCAGCUGUACCUGCAGCUGCAGACCCAGAGACCCUCUAGGGAUCCUGAGGAGGAAGUAUUGGCUCCAGCUCUUUCAUCAUCUCAUAUCCCAGACAAUAGGGUCCAGGAGCACAGAGAGGAGCUGAGCCAGACAAAGGACACAGAAGGUACAGAGGCAGCUUCACUUCCAGAAGUGGGGGUGCUUGUCACCAGCCCCUCCAGGCUGCCAGAGGCCUUGCUGGAACCAACCCACAUCCUUCCACCCUCCCAGGAACCCAAGCAGGAUCUCUCCCACUGGGAUAAGGUCAAAGUUCUGCUCAAUCGGCUCCGUUGGAGGAGCCCUCGACUUCCCGAGCCUCCUGUUCCCCCUGAUGGUUCUGGACCCAGGAUGGAGUUCAGGAACCUCUCUGACAGGACUCCGUGCCAUUCCCAACGGAAGACCUUGAUACCAACAUUGGUGGUUAAGAAGCCACGAGCAAAAAAUCUUUCUGUAUGACCUGUUGGUGUUACCUGGUGACCUUGGGUGGAGGGGAUUUGCUAAGCAGUCCCUCCCAUUUUGGCUUACUGCUGCUUCUCUGCACUGCCAAGAAAAGCUGUUGGUGCUUGCUCCUCUUCAAGAUGAAGGCCAAAUCCAUCUCUAAGCAUCGAAACAAGGAGCCCUGGAUCCCCAAGAGGUUCCUGAGUGUAGUUCCAGCACUCUUCCGGGGCUCUUCCUCCUCCUCAGAAAUCUCUGGGCUUAGGCAAUGUAAAUUGACUUAUUUAUCAGGUGCUCACAGAGCAUGUUUAGUAUGGGAGUGUGUCAGCAUGUUGCAGAUGUAUGUUUAUGCAAGCUUUGUUGGACUUCCGACUGCCCCAUCUGAUGGAGUCAUUCGUCCAAAGGGUUGGUGUUUAGGGUGUCACUGAAGGAUGGCAUUGAUCUUCAUUCCACAAUGAACAGUUACCAAUGUGGAUUUCUAAUGUCUUCCUCAUACCUGAGACAGCAACCCUAGGACCAAGAACAGCACUGCCUUGGGUACCUUUGUAGUGAGUCAUGGCUCUGGAGUGCAGCCCUUGAAGGCUGAAUGAGGGAUUGGGGGCGGGGGAGAUCGAGAACAUUGUGAGGAACAACAAAUAACUUGCAAGGUCAACUCUAAGAUGCUGUGUUCUAUCCUGGAGUUUAGACCAUAGCAAAGUUUCUUAAUUUCUGAGCCACAGCUUCCUACUUGGGACGAUGAUGCCCACCUUACCUACCUCAUAAGCUUGUUAGGAGG
This is a messenger RNA of Mus pahari (shrew mouse), 1963 nucleotides long. RefSeq names its product chromosome 8 C8orf58 homolog (gene C8H8orf58). The transcript has 8 exons. The record is from RefSeq and is a predicted model, not a curated record. The coding region runs from base 1 to 1209 and encodes 402 amino acids. NCBI's taxonomy places the organism in Eukaryota, Metazoa, Chordata, Mammalia, Rodentia, Muridae.